Molecule: messenger RNA, 4994 nt
Organism: Cricetulus griseus (Chinese hamster)
Lineage: Eukaryota; Metazoa; Chordata; Mammalia; Rodentia; Cricetidae
Source: RefSeq, a predicted model, not a curated record
UGAUAAUUAAGACUGAGCUAACAGAUGAGAAUCCUAGUCAUUGGCUAAGCAGCAUUUGAACCUAAUACAAGUCUCUGUGUAUUAUUUGGGCCCUAAUGCAGUAAGCAGAACUCAAGAGGGUGGCGGGGUGGAAAGAUUUAUUGUAACACAAUGGAAACAUUUAGGAAAACACUGGUUUUAACGGCAGUGGAGGCUGCCCUUCCCCAGGCUGUGGCUGUUGGUCUGGCCUUUCUCAUUACUUGCCCUUUCUUUUUAGUGCUCAGAGGUGGAGAAUGGGCUAGGGAGGGGACAGAAAAGCACUGUGUAGUAAGGCCAUUUGGUAGAAGGUUAUCCUGGCUAGAUUUUUAUUUUUGUUGUUGUUGUCAAUUUGACACAAGCUAGAGUCACUUGAAAAGAGUGGACCUUAAUAGAGAAAAUGUCUUUACCAGAUUGGCCUAUGGGCAAGCCUAUAGGGCACUUUCUUGGAUAAUGAUUUAUACGGAAGAGUCCAGUCCACAGUGCGAGGUGCCACUUCUGUGAAGGUGACACAGGAUGAUAUGAAAAGCAGGAUGAGCAAGCCAGUGAGCAAUGCCCCUCUGUGGCUUCUGCUCGUUUCCUGACUUAGGUUUCUGCCCUACUAAGCCAAAAAUUGGUACUAGGAAUGGGGUGUUGUGACUAACCUGACUGUGUAUUUAGGAGGCAAUGUGGUUUCAUUUGAACUUUGGGCUGGAAAAGCCAUUGAGUGCUCGGAGCUCCGUGGGCUGUUCUCUGGGAUCUUGGAAAACAAGAUUUUGAGAGCAACGCAGAUGAUGGAGGCCCGGCUUGUGAAGUUCAGAGGGGAGCAAAGAUCUUUUGUUGCUUUUAUGUGAUGCUUUGAGUUUAGAUCUGUGGUUCUAGUCAGCCAGGGCUGUGGUUAAUAACAGACAGGAAUGCCUAAAGUGAAAACUUUGCUUUGCUGGUUCAAUUGACACUGGUUAGCUGGAGCGAAGAGCUUAGCUGGAACCUUCUCCCCCUAGGCCAACAUUUCAGGCAAUGUAGAAAUAAGGCUGCAUUUGUAUUGGGAAGCUUCUCUGCAGGGUUGAAUGGCACCAUUGGAGCUGACAUAUUGUGGAAGGGCUGUGCUCCAUUCACAGAGCUACCAGGGCCUUCAUGUGUGCCAGAGUAGGGUAAGAAGGGAUAUCACUUCCCUCUGUAGAACACAACUGCUCUCAACGCUAGGACCAGCUCCAAUGGAGCCAGUGAGUACAGUGGCCAUGGAGGACUUACUCCCUAGUGAACAUUCCUCAAGAAAUAUGUCUCUAGGCCUUCCCAGAAGGCUUGUAAUGGCUUGUGUUCUUGGCCAUAUGGAUGAAUCAACCCUACUUCUGCCCUGUCCCACUGGCUGGACUCAGCUGGCCACUCUUAAAGCUCUGUUGCCUCCAGAAUCAGGCCUCUAUGUGGCUCUGCUGUGACUCAUCAAACCAUCAGAUAUAGAGUCUCUUCCUCACACCUAUAUGUAGUCACCCAGCUCUGAAAGGUGCCUUCUGGCUAUGAAAUCUGAGGUCCUAGUCUUCUGUUUCUCCCACAGAAGGGCCAGGGUGCCCAGAAGCAUCCACACUCCAGCCAGCACAUUCAUACAUUUUCUUUCUUGAGCCUGGGCAUGGUGGCCAGAAUAACUGUGGUUGGCGUCUGCAAGUCUGUUGAAGCCACUUGCAGAGUACUCAAGUACUCUUGAUUAUUCAGAACUUAUGAUGAGGGAAAUUGGAAGACCCCAGAGAACUUUUUGGGGCCCACCAUAUAGUUCUGGAAACCUAGAGUAACCAUGGUAACCAGAUGGCCCCCUGGCUUCAGCAGGUCAGCCAGUCUGCGCAGGGCUGCCCGGGUUUGAAGAAGACGUUUGUGACCAUGGACCAGGAGCGCCCCCGCUGUGAACUCAGCAUCAACAGCAGAAACGAUCUCCGGAAAGUUCUACAUCUGGAGUUUCUUUACCGGGAAAACAAGGCAAAGGAAAAGCCUCUAAAAACAAACCUUGAGCUCAUUACCAGAUAUUUUCUGGACCAUUCUGGGAACACAGACGACUUAAGUCAAGAAACCCUGAUCCCUGCACUCCCAGUUCCAAAGACAAAUAAUAAAUUGCCUUCAAGCUGCUUGGAGACCACAUUGGUGAAUAUAUACGAUCUUUCAGAUGAAGACACAGGAAGACGAACCUCAUGGUCAGAAGCAGGCAAAGCCAGGCAUGACAAUUUUGAUGGGGACACACUUGGUAAUUUCAUAUCACCCAAAAAAAGCCCAUACAAAAGUAAGCCUGUACACACAGUCGCUGGUGACAGUCUCCCUUUGGUUCCUGCAUGGGAGAAGGUGGAGCAGCUUCAUUCAUCAGAGCCAUGCAUAGAUGUGAAGAGGCCAGUGGAGAGGACCAGGCCAAAGUCUGGCCUGAUUGUCCGAGGCAUGAUGGCUGGGCCCGUCGCCAGCUCCCCACAGGACUCUUUCCGCAAACGCUCUCUGAGACGGUCCUCAUCCUUGAGCAGGAAGCUCCAAGCCCCAGAGGAAUGUCAGCAGCCCUCUGAGUCUCUUGUCCAAACCCCAGCCUGUCCAGGUCCACAGGAGGUCCCCAGUUCCAGCAGUGACUCCGUCUCCAGGAGCCCUCUGGGCCAGCUGAAUGAACUGCCUAUGGAGAAGCCAAAUGCCUCUCCCAGCAGCCAAGGGCCGUCCCAGCGGGACAGGGCCAGGCUAAGAAGGGUUUCCGAGGAUGGCCUUCUGGGGUCCAGCCACACAGAAACCAGCACAACAUCUUUGAAGCUGUACUUGCCCGGUGGGAAUUCCAGGGUGACUCAGGAGAGGCCGGAAAGAGCGUUUAAGCGGCAGGGCAGCCAGCCCCCAUCUCUCAGGAAAAAUCAGUUGGUGUCUGACAAGGCCAGCGAUAAGCCAGAUGCCCUGUGGCUAGCCACACCAUGGCUAUGUUUUCUUCCAGAGGAUGUUGAGGAUGAACUGAUAAAAGAAGACAUUGUCCUAUCCCCACUUCCAUCAAUGCCCAAGCUGCAAGCUGUGUCAAAGCCAAUUGACCUCUCAUUGGCGAAGGAGAUGAAGACCCUUCUGUUUGGCUCUACCUUUUGCUGCUUCAGUGAAGAAUGGAAACUUCAGAACUUUUCCUUCAGUGACACUGCCUCGUUAAAAUACGGCAUUGUGCAGAACAAGGGUGGUCCCUGUGGGGUUCUGGCGGCUGUUCAAGGCUGUGUGCUGAAGAAACUCCUGUUUGACGAAGGUAGCAGAACCAACUCUAAUCUGAGGGGUAGAUUCCAGCACUCUCUCAACUCACACAUCUCAGUGCGGAGGUCAGACAUUUUUUGCCGGCUGAAGCCCUCAGAUGCCCAGAGAACCCACUGCCUUGCCCUGGCCAUUGCAGACAUCCUAUGGCGCGCUGGAGGCAAAGAGCAAGCCGUGGUCGCACUGGCUUCAGGAACAGCACACUUCAGUCCAACAGGGAAAUACAAAGCAGAUGGAGUCUUAGAAACACUCACACUGUAUAGUUUGACCUGCUCUGAGGACCUGGUUACUUUCCUGCAGCAGAGAAUUCAUCAGUUCGAAGUGGGGCCCUAUGGCUGCAUCCUGCUCACCUUGUCUGCCAUCCUGUCCAGAUCCUUGGAGCUUGUCCGCCAGGACUUCGAUGUCCCCACCAGCCAUCUGAUUGGAGCUCACGGAUACUGCACACAGGAACUUGUCAAUCUUCUCCUGACCGGGAGAGCUGUGUCCAAUGUUUUCAAUGAUGUGGUGGAACUGGACUCAGGCGAUGGCAACACUAUGCUCCUCAGAGGCAUUAAGGCACGCAGCGACAUCGGUUUCUUGUCUCUCUUCGAGCACUACAAUGUGUGUCAGGUCGGCUGCUUCCUGAAGACGCCGAGGUUCCCCAUCUGGGUGGUGUGCAGCGAGAGCCACUUCAGCAUCCUCUUCAGCCUACAGCCAGAGCUCUUGUCUGACUGGAGGACUGAGCGACUCUUUGACCUGUAUUACUAUGAUGGCUUGGCCAACCAGCAGGAGGAAAUUCGGCUGACUGUUGAUACCACCAAGACCAGUCCCGAGGACAGCUGCAGAGACCUUGUCCCUCCCCUUGAGCUCUGCAUCAGAACCAAAUGGAAGGGGGCAUCGGUGAACUGGAAUGGCUCGGACCCCAUCCUGUGACCCUUGGAUACAUCAAGCGCUAUGAUUUCAGCACUCAUCAAUGGGAUGACCCCUGGACCCCAGGUCUUAGGGGCUAGUCUCUUAGAGGAGUCCUCCUGACUGAGUUUGCAUGGCCACAGAGGCAUGCAGAGCCUCCAGUUUCUUCCAUGAGGGGCCGUGGUAGGGCCCAGUGUGCUGCUGAGGUUCCCUCCCCAUACAGCUGUGACUGCCAAAGACAGGAAAGCCAUCAAAGACUCUGCCUUUCGUCUGCAUUCCUCCUGGAUAGCCUUCUUUCCAGGGCCUCUGGUGUGGCUGGCCUUGGGAAUAUUGGACACUUGUUGCUACAGCUUCCAUAAAGCAAAAGUCAAGCCUAUGACCAGGGCCAAGACUUUGUGGUUCAUUGGUGUGAGGAGGCCACAGGUCUGCUCCCACCAUGGCUAAGGUGGGACAGGGAGGUGGAGGCCCUCCAAGGGGGCAAAGUAUCUCCUAGCCAAGAUCUGAGGACAAGCCCUGCCCUUUGCCUCAGGGUUGUCCUUGUCUAGGUUCCCUGGUCUCUGUGUUCUCUGCAGAAGCAGCAUAGUCUAAGAUACAAGCUACAUAGUCUGUUGUCCAAGAGAAGCCCAAUUCCUAGAAAACCCAAGCCGGGGCUAUCUGCUUCUGUGAGGCCACACGAGGAUGGGUUGGGCCUAGGAGGAAGCUGUAAUGGGUGCAAAUAGAAAGCUACCCAGGGAGCUUAGCCAUGCAUGUGAGCAAAGAAGAUGGAAGAGGGAUGAAGUGUGGACUUGGCCUCUGUGAGUGGGCAGGGCUGUGGAAGAACUCACACUGCAGAGUAAGGAGACGGGUUGGAUGGGAAAAUGGUAUGUUCUGAAUUUCACUUGCUA